Peromyscus californicus insignis is the source of this 12686-nucleotide messenger RNA. It is a transcript of the gene Gxylt2, whose product is annotated as glucoside xylosyltransferase 2. Gene Ontology annotation, molecular function: UDP-xylosyltransferase activity. Gene Ontology annotation, biological process: protein O-linked glycosylation via N-acetylgalactosamine. The record is from RefSeq and is a predicted model, not a curated record. Bases 42 to 1376 code for a protein of 444 amino acids. Lineage: Eukaryota; Metazoa; Chordata; Mammalia; Rodentia; Cricetidae. The transcript is spliced from 7 exons.
CGCAGAGGGUCCGCGCCGCCCCGGGGCCGCCGCGCCGCACCAUGAAGCUCCGCAGUAAGGCGGCAGCGCUGCUUCUGCUGGCGCUGGCCGUGCUGCUGCUGGCGCUGCUGUCCUUGCGCGCCCGCCGCGACCUGGAGCCCCCCGGGUUCCCCGCGCGCCCCGAGGCUGCCCCUCAGCGCCGCCACGCGCCGGUCCCCACGCGCCCUCCGGAGCCCCACGCCUUCCCCGGGGUCGCCGGCCGACGCUCCCCUAGGCGCCGGCCACCGCGUCCGCGCCCCCGAGCCGGCCGCCCGCGCGCCGCCAGCCGCGAGAAGUUGGCGAGGAGGCCUGGGGAAGUUAGGAGUUUGCACUCGGUGCCGCCCGAGCUCUGGAUUCACCUGGCUGUGGUGGCCUGUGGCGAUCGGUUGGAGGAGACGCUGGUCAUGCUCAAAUCAGCCGUGCUCUUCAGCCACAGGAAGAUGUGUUUCCACAUCUUCACGGAAGACGCUCUGAAGCCCGAGUUUGAUAAACAGUUGCGCCAGUGGCCCGACUCAUAUACAAAGAAGUUUGAGCACAGAAUCUACCCCAUCACAUUUUCUGUUGGAAACCCUCAGGAAUGGAAGAAAUUAUUCAAACCCUGUGCCGCCCAGAGACUCUUCCUUCCGGUGAUCCUAAAGGAUGUGGACUCGCUCCUCUACGUGGACACCGACGUCCUCUUUCUGAGGCCCGUGGAUGAUAUCUGGAAGCUUCUGAGGCAGUUUAACUCCACCCAGCUUGCCGCCAUGGCCCCAGAGCACGAAAUCCCCAAGAUCGGCUGGUACAGCCGCUUUGCCCGGCACCCUUUCUACGGCUCUACGGGGGUUAAUUCAGGGGUCAUGCUCAUGAACUUGACUCGCAUAAGAAGUACCCAGUUCAAGAACAGCCUGAUUCCAGCAGGCCUGGCUUGGGAGGACAUGCUGCUCCCGCUGUACCAGAAGUAUAAGAAUGCCAUCACGUGGGGAGACCAGGACUUACUAAAUAUUAUUUUCUAUUUCAACCCAGAGUGUCUCUACGUGUUCCCCUGCCAGUGGAACUACCGCCCCGAUCACUGCAUGUAUGGAAGCAACUGCAAAGAGGCGGAGCGGGAAGGUGUGUCUGUUCUGCACGGCAACCGCGGCGUCUACCAUGACGAUAAGCAGCCCACUUUCCGAGCCCUUUACGAAGCAAUCCGGGAUUUUCCCUUUCAAGACAAUCUUUUUCAAUCCAUGUACUACCCUCUCCAGCUGAAGUUUUUGGAGACAGUGCACACGCUGUGUGGGCGGAUCCCCCAGGUGUUUCUGAAGCAGAUUGAGAAAACAAUGAGAAGGGCUUAUGAGAAGCACGUCAUCAUCCACGUGGGCCCCAACUCCAUGAGCUGAGUGUCCACCUUGCUUUGAGUCAGCCUGGUGUCUGUGACUAAGGACAUGGAUCCUUACGCUGCCUGGAUAUUUGUGUGUGUGUGAAUAUUUAAUGGUGCUCUGUAAAUGUUGAGUUUCAAAUGCCUGGUUACAUUAUGCUGAGUUAGUUAUCCCUAAAAGGGAAUAUGCUUUUCUUUAUUUUCUUUUAAAAUUGUAUUUAUCUUGUUUUUAAAGUUCUUAUCAUGAAUUUAACACUGUCUCAGUGGGUGAAGAAAGGGAACUUUCCUAGCCUCCGAAUAUGAGACCCUGCUGGGUUAUGCAGGAUCGUAAUUAUCUGGUAUUCUAGAGAUUCUUCCUUUGCAACUUGCUCUCUCACCCUAUUAAAAAGGAAUAUGUAUUGGGGCUGGCAGGUUUGCUCAGUGGUAAAAGCAUCUGUUACCAUGCCUGAUGACCUGGGUUCAAUCCCCUAGAUGGGAGUUAUCCUCUGACCCUCAUGUGUACCCACACUCACACCUGCAAAUAAAGAAAUGUAAUAUUAAAAAUAACAGUAGGGGGCUGGAGAGUUGGCUCAGCAGUUAAGAGCAUGGCUGCUCUCCUGGAGGAUCCCAGUUCAAUUCCCAGCACCCACACGGCAGCUCACAACUGUAACUCCAGUUCCAGGGGAUCCGACACCCUCACUCAGGCAUACUUGUAGGCAAAACACCAAUGCACAUAAAAAUAAAAAAUAAAAUAAAAUAACCAUAGGGGCUGGAGAGAUGGCUCAACAGUUAAGAGCACUGUCUGCUUUUCCAGAGAACCUGCAUUUCAUUUCCAGCACCCACAUAAUGGCUCACAACCAUCUAUAACUCCAGUUCCAGGGCAUCCAAUGCCCUCUUUUAUCCCCCACAAGCUCUAGGCACAUAAUGUGCACAGAUAUACAUGCAGGCAGAACACCCUCAUACAUAAAAUAAAAUGAUAACUUUCAAAAAUUAAAAGAUAAUAUGUGUUAUGAGACAAACCUGGAGAGAAUAAAGGUCAACGAAACGCAAUCAAGAUUAGAUUAGACAUAAUCCUACCAACCGCUUGAAAAGGUUGUCACCGUUUUAAUGUAUUUCCUUUCAGACUCGUUAAAACUUCCCUGACUUCUGUAUUUCCAUUGUAACCCGUUUAAAACGCGUGACCUCGGUAAGGAGCAGCCUCUGUGCUAAGAUUUCAUGGGGGAGACUGAAAAGCCAGACGAGAUAAUUACAGCACUGCCGUGUCUGGAAGAGGCUUUCAGACCAGCUAAUUGGGCAGCAUUUCAAGAUGAAGCAUGCGUCUGGGAGUGCAUCUCAGAAGGAUUGCUGAGCUCCGAGGAGGGCGCAAUCGUGAGAAAUGUCUAUGCAACAAAAGCUUCUGAGAAAGCCCAGGGGAUCUCUUUAGCGAAGAGUAGUAUUUUGUGUUUCUCCACGGACGAGAGCACUUGACUGGACUGCUGGGCAGUGGUAGAAAGCCAAGGACCACUUCAGAUGUUUGUUUGGCUUCCAUUGUUUUCGUUUUCGUUGUAUUUUUAACUAUGUGUCUGUGUCUCUGUCUGUGUCUGUGCCUCUGUACAGGCAUGUAAGUGCAGGUGCCUGUGGGCACCAGAAGAGGAGGGAAUUAAAUCCCCUUGAGCUUGAAUUACAAGUGGUGAGCUUCCUGACCUGGGUGCUGGGCACUGGGCUUGGGUCCUCUGCAAGAGCAGCCAAUGCUCUUAAGUCAUCUCCCCAGGCCUUGUUUGGUUUGUUCUGUUUUGUAUUUUUAAAGACAGGAUUUCACAACCUGCCUGCCUCCACUUCCAAGUAAGUACUGGAUUUACAGGUGUGUGCCACCACACCCAGCUCCAGUUUCAGAUUUAAUUUGCUCAAAGUAAAUAUUUCAGAUAAUUUCAUCGGCAAGAAAAUUCAAAUUCCUAGCAGCCUCGGGUCUCUGCUUCUUUUCAUUUUCACUGUGGUUAGCCAGCCCUUAGCUUAGAAGCCUUGCAAUCCUAUCUCCUAGCUACAGCAGAGGAAGUUCUUAUUCUACCCCCAUGAGGGAUCCGAAUUAAUCCCUAGUUGCUCUUAAGGUUGGUAUCAGCAUAGGGAUGUUUUGCAUAAUGCUUUAUUUAUCUCAAAUGACUUUUGCAUAAAUGACCUUUUUGAUGUCUUCCUGCAGCCCAGGGAACUAGGAGGGGCCUGUAUCAUCUCCACAAACUAAAAGAGGAAAGUCUAACACAGAGAAAGGAACAUACUUGAUAUAAGUACAUUUCUAUAAAACACAGGAUUGUGUAACAUGAAUCCUGUUUUCCAGGGAAGAAAAAAUUGAAAAUAAACAUCCUGAGUUCUCUUCACCCUACAUAGAAAGCAAUCUGAACGUGGAAAAUAAUAAAUGUUAUUUUUAUUAGUGUCAUGUGGUAGCCCAUGUAUCCGAGUCCUGUAGGUUAUCACAGUCCCUGUGCCAGCAGAAUUGUGUCUCCCUGAGGAGACAGCAGAAUACUUCAGCAUGCAGAGGCAGUCGGGGUGUGACACAGGUGUGGAGGUUAGUCACUUAGGAAAAGCUGAAAUGCUAAGGUACGGCCAUUCUCUCCUCUAGCCUACAGCCUGCUGUUGUUAGGGAAACAACCCAGUGAUGUGUUACUCUCAUUUUUACUGUUGUUUUGUGUUCUCACCAGCAGACAUGACCUCUUAUUUCCGGUCUUUCUGGCUGUGGGCACGUGGGAUGUGCAGUAAAUACCCACAAACUAGGUUUCCGUGACGGAGCCAGAAUGUACACAGAAAACACUGACUUCCAUUCCGGUCUCCUUUCUGUCUGUUCCGAACAUCCAGUGAACCCAGGAGCACUAUUUAGAUUUUCCAUUGGUCACCAGAUCCAAAGACCGUCCAGUCUUCAGAGAAGCCUUCAAAUACAAAAUACAACAACGCCUUCAGUUUUCUGAAAGCCAGGUCUGCUCACGAUGCUCAUCAGUUUGAUGCCAACUGAAUCCAGAACAUUGUUGCCAGUGAAGGUCAGUGAUAGAAUUUUAAAACAUUCUUGAAGGACCAAGUACGAUCACGUGACACUUUGAAACCUAAUGUGAUUUCCCCCCACCAUGGCAUUCCCAUGCUGUGUUCUAAAAAAUUUUAGGUGUUUAGUGGAGAAUUUAAAAAAAAAAACCAAAAAUUUCUCUUCCAACUCUUUUUACCUCAAAAUGGUAAUUAUUUUCUAUACUAAGAUAUUACUACAAGGUAGGGUUUUCUCUGCCUUUGGUAUUUCCUGGCAAACACCUUUGAACUCCCAAGAGCCACACGUGUUUAUUCAUUGAACUUCGAAAAUAUGUGGUCUGUGGUAGGAAGUUACAGGCUGCCUUUCAGCUCCCUAGACCACACUGAAUCCAUACUGGGAACAGCUAAGUCUGCUUCUCUGGUCUCCUCCAGGUCUGCCCUCCUUCCCCCCCGCCUUUCCCUUCUGUCUUUUAGUCACAGAUGUAUUGCUGUGAAACGACACCUUGACCAAGUCAGCUCUCAGAAACCUUUUCACUGGGGACUUGCUUACAUUUAGAGAGUUAGUCCGUUAUCAUCGUGUCGGGAAGCAGACAGGCAUGAGGCUGGAGCAGUAGCUGAGAGCUUCACAUCCUGAUCCUCCAGCAGCAGGCAGAAAGAGAGAUUGGCCCUCGUGUGGGCCCACUCCCAGGGACACACCUGCUCCAACAAGGACACACCUUCCGUCACCUGAGGACUAAGCAUGCGAACAUAGGAACCUAUGGGGGCCAUUCUCAUUCAAACCACUACCACAUCUGCCUUCUCUCUUUUCUCAUUUCCUUUUUUUUUUUAAAUCUGCUUCACAGAUGUAGUAGCUAUGAAGUUCUGUGGAGAAUGUCAGAGCACUUUCUAAUAGCAAGCAGUGGCCAUGCUUUUGCACAUGUCGCAUGGGAGGUUUCAAUGGCAGGGUUAGUAGAGAGGCUGACAUUAUUUCUUGCUGUGUAUUUCCAAUGUAAAUCUGAGAAAUUGUGACCUACAUGAAGUUUCUAAUACUUGAGCAAGUCCUGUCUACAAAAUCAGUUGGAGUACCUCCUCAGCUUUGACAGUUGCAUUAGCGUUUGGGGCACCGUGCUCUAAGUUUCAGUUUUUUGUGACGUUUGGAUCUCAUAUUCAGCGCUUUCACUGUCUGCUUCCGAAGUGGGCGCUUACACACUCCCAGAGGCUGGCCAAUAUUUCUACGAAUGCAUUUGUAGUGUCCCUAAAGCAAAAGGAAACCGACAAACCAAACCGUGCGUAAUCAAAACACAAUUCACAGCGCUAGCUCUGGGCAUGGUGGCUCACAUCUGAAACCCUAGUGUUUAGGAAGAUGGCUGUGAGUUAGAGGCCAACCAGGGCUACAUGGUGAGUACCAGGUCAUUCAGGCCUUUUUCACAAAAAAAAAAAAAUCGAGGGGAGAUAGACAGGGGACUGGAGAGAUGGGUCUGUGGUUAAGAGCACUGACAUUUCUUCUUUUCAGAGGACCUGGGUUUAAUUUCUAGCACCUACGUGGUGGUCUACAACCAUUUGUCAUUUCAGUUCCAGGGGAAUGGAAUACCCUCCUGUGGCUUCUUAGGAUACCAGGCAUGCAUGUGAUUCACAGACAUACAUGCAGACAAAAUACGCAUACAUACAAUUUUUAAAAAUUUAAAAACACUGAAGCAUGUCACAUGCUUUUAAUACAAGCACUCGAGAGACAGAGGCAGGUGAAUCUCUGUGAGUUCAAGGCCAGUCUGGUCUUCAAAGUGAGUUCCAGACCAGCUGGGGCCACAUAGUGAGACCCUUUCUCAAAAACAAAACCAAAUGCACACACACACACACACACACACACACACACACACACACACACACACACAGUGCUCUGUCUCAAACAAAAAGUUACUGUGAUUGAUCAUAAAAUAGUGACUCAGGAAGUUAAAAGUCAUUACAGCAUGCCCUGCAAACAGGACACCUGUGACCAAAUGUAGAACUAUAGUAAAUAUUAUUUGGCAUUUACUCAUAAAGGAUAAAUGCCAUGUGUUUGAUGAGCCAAAAUGGAUAUCAUUUCAUGACGAAAUUCAGAAAUUCACUGUUAGUGGACUAGUGCCAUUUAACGGAGAGGAGCAACUCUUCUUAUGCCUUUGUUUUUUGUUAUUUUUUUCAUGCCUUCCCCUCUCUGCCUACAAUAUAAAUAUCUGGGUACUACAGGAACUUGGGCUUUAGUUGACCAAGAGAAAGAACUUGGGGACCCCUGUGUAGACAGAAGAGAGUUCUAUCAGGACCUUAGAUGCAGUCUUCUAUGAUGGGACCCUUGCAGACACUUUAAAAAGUUAACCCCUGCACACACAUCACAUGCCUGUUAAAAGCGACGCCAACUUCUGCUGUAGCCGUGAGUUGAAGAAUUCUGCAUGGUUAACCCUUAGGUCAUUUCACAAUAGCUUUGCUGCCAUUUAACGCUGACAAGAUUUCUCGGGCCAAAGAGAGAACUUUGUUCUAGUUUUUGUUUUUCGCAGGUCAAAACUGGAAAUAUUCUCCUGAGUCUUCAACAUAAAACUCAUGUGUGUCACUGUGUGUGUGAGCAUGUGAGAAGCAGGUGCAGUUUUUUCUCCACUGAGUUGAUGUGUUUGUAUUGUCAUUGAAAAGGCGUGUCCAUUGUUCAGAGCUCCUAAGGAGUCCCUGAAUGCAUUUUUUAAAUCAGAAAACAUGGAUGUUUUUGUUGUUGUACAUUUUGUUUGCAAAGAAAUGCAUUAAAAAAAGAGUAACCCAAAGACAAAGAAUUAUAAUAAUGAGUAAAUUGGGAGACUAGUACCAAGAUGAAAUAACUGUCUCAUCUUUUUAAAUGUCGUCUCUCAUUUCACCUCUUCUAAAACUAGAAGCUUUAAAUGUGUUAUUUGCUAUUACUUUUGAAUUAUGUAUGUAUGUUUUCUUUAUAAGAUUUUAAGCCUAAAAGUGUAUCUUAAGUAUGUAUAACUAGUAAAGAGUAUUUAAUAAGUAGCAUAGUUUAUUUUUUGAAAAUCAUUAAAAAUUUUACCUUGCUUAUAAUAGCAUCAUCAUAAGUUAUUUGUUUUUUUGGUAGUCCUCUCUGUUCAAGGAAGAAUGAACAAAGUUUGACGAAUGUGAAAAUAAGCUCUCCAUAAUCCCUUGUUGUGUUUAGCAAAACUGGGCUUGACUUGUUUGGCUACAGCACAUACAAAAAUAACUGAAAUGCUUCAAAGCUGAUAGAAACAUUUUUCCUAUUAUCUCUUUUUAGAAUCAGCAUAAGGUGUUCAGUUCAUCUACUGAAUUUUUUCCUCAUAUUUGACUAAAUUUUAAGUGUUCCCCACCCCUAUCCCAGACAGGGUUUCUCUGUGUAGUCCUGGCUAUCCUGUAACUAGCUCUGUAGACCAGGCACCACCUCUGUGGUGGUUCACACCUUUGAUUCCAGCACUCGGGAGGCAGAGGCAGGCAGAUCUCUGAGUUCAAGGCCAGCCUGGUCUAUAGAGUGAGUUCCAGGACAGCCAGGGCUACACAGAGACGCCCUGUCUCAGAACAAAAUCAAACCAAACAAGUUUAAUUAUGUGUGUGUAUGUACAUUUGUUGGUAUGUGCACAUGAGUGCAGUGCCUCAGGAGGCCAGAAGAUGGCACCAGAUUCCCUGAAGCUGGAGCUAUAGGCUGUUGUGAGUAGCCCAAUGUGGUUAUUGGGAACCAAACUUAGUCCUCUGCAAGAGCAGUAUGUGCUCUUAACAGAGAGCCGUUUCCACAACCCUCAAAAUUAAAUUUAAAUCCUAGUGCCACCAAUGUCUGAUAGAACAUAACUCUCUACACCUUACCAGCCUCUUUGUGUUAAGGGAAUAAGAGGUGCCUCUCUGAAGUGUUAUUCUAAUUAAUCUUAUCAAUAAAAAUUUGGGAGUCAAAUGUUGGGGUAAGAACCUGAAAGAUCAGAGAACAGGGAGCAGCCAACAGUUGCUUCCUACUUCUUCAAUUCCUCAGUACAAAAGGGCAAGAUCCUCUCUCAGCCAUGCCUUACCACUUCCUGUCUCCUCUGUCUACAGUCCUCCAAACCUCUAUGGUCAGCUAGUGGCUAGCACCACCCUCUGACUCCAAGCAAGCUUUAUUUGUCAGAACACAAUCAAAAUAUUGCACAACAUUUCCCCCUUUUUGUCUAAAUAAAAAGCAAAGGUUUUAACUAACAUAGUAAAACUAUAUACAAUAAGUACGGUAACUAUAUACAAAUAUAUACAGGCAAGAAUUACAUUAACAAUGUCUAGUCCAUUUGCAUUUGACAAACUCAGAGAAAAUACUCCAUUAUCUAUCCUAUCUUGGUGAGUCCAAAGUGUUGUAGCUAAUUCACUUUCUAUCCUAACUUGUAUUAUCAACCCAAAACUAUCUUAUGUCUCUCAACCUUAUACACUUUACACCUGUUUUGUGAGUUUCUUUUCUGAAUUUUGUAACAAGGAAACCUAUAACUAUAACUAGCUAGUCUUCAACUCAAUGAGAGACCUAAGAAGGAUAUAAUAUUACUUCAGUAAACAGGAAGUGCAUAGCAAACAACUUCCAGAACUAAGAAAUGACAGAAACAGAUGGCUGACUGGAUAGUCACCUAAGGUUCCUCUGCAAAUUGGGACAUCCAUCUUUGGACUACAGCUCUAGAAUAUCUGACAGACUUUUCUGUGAAGCAGGAUUUUUGAAGGACUGCUGUGCCUUGUCUUGGCAAAGUCCAGCAGUCACUUUCUUUUGUGUCCUGCUUGUGUCCAAUUUGGACAACAUACUGUCAGCAGUUGAGGCAAGGGCAGUUUAUUGCCCCAUGGCUAACUUCUGCCACAAAGAAAGUAAACUCCAUAUGGAGUUUCUUUGAUGCCCAUCAUCUUCUUGGUGCUGCCAGGAGCAGACAUGUCUCAUUGUCAUAAAAACCUUAUGUUAUUAAAACAUCUUAAAUGCCAUAUUCUAUAAAUCUCUGAAGUGUUUGAAGACUACCUGUCUAUCUAAAAUAUAUCUAUUUGACCUUGAAAACAUACCUAACAUGACCACAAGUUUGAUUAUAAUAAGUGACUAACUGCUGACCUGCAUUUCUUUAUUAACCUAAAUAGUAUGUAAUAAUAACUUUCAAGGACUAAAAUUUUACAUCACAUUGUUAAAUAAGCUAUAUAGGUGCAAUAUCUUAAACAAGAGUAGAAAUGUAGGUACAGGAGGUUCUAACAAAAAUAUCUUAAGAGUAGAAACAUUUAUUAGUAUAACAAAAAUAACCUCAAAUUUGUAUCAGUAUACAAAAUCCAUACCAAUAUAAAAUAUUUAAGAUGAGUAGUUGCUUUUUUUGUUUAAAAGUAGAUUCAAUAACCUACCCUUUUAUUCUAUCAUUCCCAUAUCCCUCAUUUUUCUUUUCUGAACAAGAUCCCUGAAUCUAAUCCCCUUUGUUCAGCUUUUUCCCUGAUCAUUACCAAUAACAACUUGUAACCAACCCCCCUAAACAAUGACAAAUAUCCAUAACUCACUGAACAACCAAAAAAUUCCCACCCCACUUCUUGGGAAUGUGGGUGUCAUGUUCUUAAAAUUACUUCCUGUUGUCUGUGGGCAGCAGCAUCUUUAGGGGACCUUGGAAAAAGAAUUGGGAUAACUGUCAAGUCCUGGGAGAGCUAGCUGUAUCAUUUGAUGUCCAGUCUCUGUGUAAUGGGAAAGUACAGGACUUAUCUCAAGUCCUAGCUAGAGUAGUCUGUGAGGCUGAACCAUCUCAGCCACCUUGAAAUUGUCCUGAGCAGUUUGUAGUCCAAAGGCAAUCUUUGGGUGGUGUUUGUCAGUUUAGUGACAUUACCACAAUCCAGGUGGAAUCUUCAUUGUGGGGCCCCAUCCUCCUUUUGGAUACUUCAAAGGUUGCUAUUAGGCAUGAUCAUGGUUCACUGCAGAAAACUUAAAUAUUUUAAAUGUCAUAUGUAGCAUAUUUUGAAGAGGUUAAAGUAUCAUAAUUUGUUAUGUACAUCCAGAGUACAAAACCUUAAUUCCUAGUUACCUAAAAGAGACUCAAACCUGAAAUCAUGUACAGGAAGCUAGAUGAAGCCUUUUUCUAGAAUUAGUUAGUACUCUAUAUGACCAUUAAUAUCAUGACAAAAAUUAAAAAAUAUAUAUAUUAAUCUUAUAAAUUUUGAUAUAAAAUCCAUACCUUUAAAAAAGUUUAAAGAAUCAAAAUAGAACCAAAGAAUUGAGAUUAUUCCCAGUAGAAUAGUCCUUUAAUUUUUUGGUUUUCUUCUGUCCCAUAUCAGAUGGCUCUUUCUUCUGACAUGAGAUAGAGAUUUUAGAUUUUGCUUUAACAGGCAUGCCUGGGUUAGAGAAAGAGAGAGUCAUGUUCCAACUCCAAAGCUAGCUUUAAUUUUUAAUUGAACUGGGACUGCAAAAAGGCUAUUUGCAUUAUAUGUCUGUAGAGAAUAGCAGAAACAAACAUUUGGGAAGAUCUGUGAAAAUUUAUCCUGUUGGAAAUGUGAUAUACCAAGAGGCCAAUUUACUCUUUUUCUUGGGACAUUGUCUCUGGAUGAUUCAUCCUUUUUCUUCAGAUGUCUCAUUUGUCCAGUGGUCUUCAGAUUCCUUAGUUGGAUGCCUUCAUUCUCCUGGAAAGACAAACACAAAACCCUGCCCCAUCCCUAACUUUUAGGAGCUUCCCUUUUGGCAAUUCAUUAUAACAAAUGAAAAGCAUUUGUUAGUCUUAUAAGUUAGUUUAAAUUGAAUGGUCACAUUGUUUGAUGAACUAUCACCUCUUCUAAUAAAGAGGUCUCUCUUGUUUGAAUCUAGUUUUUAUCAAUUUUGAUGAUAUCCAUAGCAUUUCUUCUGCUGUGGUAACAAAAGUAAAACCUCUUCCCCAAUGUAACACAUACUCUGGUUUCCAUUCUGAGAUCAACACAUCUUUAAGGUAUACAGGCUGAUUUAAUUCAGUUUUUUUUCUUUUAUCCAGUGUCUCUCCAUAGCUGUCAUUCCUUUCUCAUUAUCAUUUAGAAAAUUUAAAGUUAAUAGAGCAUUGUGCAAUCUAUCUCUGGGGGGAGGUCUCUAUUACCCCAGCAUAUCUCUUAGAGUUCAGUUAGAUCUUUCUAUAUAUAACUGCUUGCCCUGUAGGAUUGUGUGGUAUACCUGUAAUAUUCUCUAUAUUGUAAUAUAAAAAAAAACUGUUGCAUUUUACUAGAAACAUAUGCUGGAGCAUUGUCAGUCUUAAUUUGUACAGGUAUCCCCAUGAUGGCCAUAACUUCUAACAAAUGUGUGAUUAUAAAAUCAGCCUUGUCAGAACUCAAAGCAGUUUCCCACUGAAAUCCUGAAUAUACAUCUAUGGUAUGGUGUACAUAUUUUGAUUUUCCAGACUCUGCAAAAUGAAACAAGUCCAUUUGCCAAAUUUCACUUCUUUGAGUAUACUUUGGGUUACUUCCUGCAGGUAGUGGAAUUUGGUUAUACAAAGAACAAGUAGGACAUUUGGUAUAAAACUUUAGACUCACCAAGAUAAGAUAGAUAAUUAUUUUGUCUAAUUUUGCCAAAUGCAAAUGGAUUGGAUAUUGUUACUGUAAUUCUUACUUAAUAACUUUUUGUUGUAUAUAGUUUUACUAUAUUAAGUUUAAAACUUUCCUUUUUAAUUAGACAAAAAGGGGGGAAUGCUAUGGAUUAUACUCAUUGUUAAUAAAAAAAAAACUGAUUGACCAAUAGCAGGGCAAGAAGCAAUUGGGUGAGACAGCCUGACACAGAGAGAAUAAUAGGAGAAAGAAGGGCAGAGUCAUGAGAGUCAGAGGAGAUGAAAGCCAGCCCCAGGCAAGCAGGAUGUGUAAAAAAUGAGGUAGCAAGCCAUAAGCCACAUGGCAAAGCAUAAAUAGAAAUAUGGAUUAAUUUAAGUGUAAGCAUUAGCUAGUAACAAGCCUUAGCUAUUGGCUGAGCAUUUAUAAUUCAUAUUCAGCCUCUGAGUUGGUUAUUUGGGACCACGCGGUCAGGACAGGAAAUGUCUGUUUAUAUACCUCUCCUCUUAUGUAAUGUUCUGAGGAAUAACUGAAGAAAUGUACAUUAAAUACUUGACACAUGGUAAGCACUCAGUUUAUAUGCAAACACUAGCUAAUGCUGCUCCCAGGGACCUGUCUGCUGAAGUAGGAACUUGUGAUACAAUAACCCCAGUUGAAUUGUACCAACCCAAAUCCAAACAAAGGCUGAUCUGCCAAGGCCUUUGACUUACGUAGCAUGGGAUGGGAUGUUGACUUAUGUACAUCUCACUUUUUUCCAUCUGAGAUUUCAUGAAAGAGUCUCUAAACUCAUUUUAGGUGGUGAAUAUUUAGGUAAUAUUUAGUAAAAAUAUUUAGAGAGUGAAAGCAAAGGUGUGUGGUUCCAGGCAGGUAGGACCACAACAAUACCUACAUUGUUCUUAAUGUAUAUUGAAUAAAUGAAUGUUUUUAAGCA